AUGCUGCCACCGUCGGAUUCUUUCUUGCAUCACUCCCACAAGCUUCGAGAAGUGGCCGCUAAUGCGCGCAACCGUGUGGUCUGCAUACCACCACCUCCGUACUCUUCAACAGUCCCACGAGGUUCAACCCAUGAGGAGAGACAGAAUGCCCUGGAGACCAUCGACGAUGACACGGCCUGGGAAACCUGCGCCGGUACCAGCUCCACUCCUAUUACGAUUAGCAUUGACGCCUCCAUUAGUGUGGUGGGCAACGGCAACACCAUCAUGAUCCCGUCUAUGGCAGGCCAUCCUCAGCAAACUUCGAGAGUUUCUAGUUCAAUGAAUCCCGAGAGUUCAUCUUUCUCUACGUCCACUGCACCAGCAGCUUCUGAGGCGGACGCUCUGCACUCAGUUCAGAAGCAACGCCAGGCUAGACUGACCGAAAUGGCAACCUCCAUCAUCAAUGCCUUGUACGAUUCGGGCCGGCUAGCACCCCCGGCAGAAGACCACGAACCUGCACCGCUUGAAAUCAAGAUCAACACAGGAAUCAAGGUUGAGGGGAGCCGCAACGUCAUUUGCGUUGGUGCUACAGUCCGGGCCCAGAGCGCCCCGAUGGGCACGGACAAAGAUCGACAAGUCAUUUCAAACCGAAAGAGACGAGCUCUAUCAGAGCCUUUCGAAGCACCGAAUUCCAAGAAGAAUUGUGUGCAAUAA
This is a messenger RNA of Aspergillus fischeri NRRL 181, 693 nucleotides long. RefSeq lists its product as uncharacterized. NCBI's taxonomy places the organism in Eukaryota, Fungi, Ascomycota, Eurotiomycetes, Eurotiales, Aspergillaceae. The coding region runs from base 1 to 693 and encodes 230 amino acids. The transcript is spliced from 2 exons. The record is from RefSeq and is a predicted model, not a curated record.